Molecule: messenger RNA, 2699 nt
Organism: Heterocephalus glaber (naked mole-rat)
Lineage: Eukaryota; Metazoa; Chordata; Mammalia; Rodentia; Bathyergidae
Gene: Cimap1d
Product: CIMAP1 family member D
Cellular component (GO): cytoplasmic microtubule; cytoskeleton
Source: RefSeq, a predicted model, not a curated record
AUGGUCUCUUUGGAGCACAGGAUGAGGCCAGUGUGGUGGGGCAAAAGGAGAGAGGACACUGGCAGUGUGCUGUGUCGAUCCUGUGCUGGAGAGGCUUCACUCUGGCCUGACCCAGUAGUAGCCUGUAGCGGAGGCAGGAAUACAGUCCUGUGUGGGACCAGUGUCCACCCCCGCAGGUUUCCAGGAGGCAGCAGCCAGUCCUGGCCGACCGAAGGCCGCUGCAGCACCCCAGCACCUGUGACUCCCACAGAGCUUGCUUCUCACUGCAUCCCCUGUUCGUGUCCUCUCUGCUCUCCACGGCAUCAGUCCUGGUCUGUUGGUUCCUGUCUGGUCCCCACCACCCCACACAGAGCCCAGUCAGGCUCCGGGCCAGGCUUGUACAUCCUGCCCACCACCGUGGGCUUCGUUCACCACGACUGCACCAGGGUGACCGGUCCUGCCUACUCGCUCGCUCGGAAGCCCAGUGAAGCCCCUCCUCAGGACACCAGCCCGGGGCCCAUCUACUUCCUGGACCCAAAGGUCACCCGCUUCGGCCGCAGCUGCACCCCUGCCUACUCCAUGCAGGGCCGGGGCAAGUCUCGGGGUAUGGAGGUGACGCCAGGCCCUGGGGCCUACAGCCCGGAAAAGGUGCCCCCUGUGCGCCAGCGGAACCCCCCAGCGUUCACCCUUGGCUUGCGCCUGUACCCAAAGCCCCCCGACUCCUCGGCCCCGGCCCCCAAUGCCUACACCAUGCCGCCACUCUGGGGCUCACAGAUCUUGGUCAAACCCAGGAGCCCCAGCUACACAGUGGUGGGCCGCACGCCCCCUGCCCGCCUCCCACAGGACCCCGCCAAGUUCCCAGGCCCCGGCCAGUAUGACAGCCCGGACCCCAACGCCUACCGCCAGCGCCGGCCAGCCUUCACCAUGCUGGGCCGGCCCCGUGCCCCACAGCCCCUGGAGGAGACGCCUGGGCCUGGCAGCCACAGCCCCGAGCAGGUCACCGUGAACAGAGCCCGGGCCCCGGCGUACAGCAUGGGUAUCCGCCACUCGAAGCGGGCGGCCAGGUUGGCCCUGGACACCGCACCCUGACCACCCAGGCCUCCAUGGUUAGAAGGGUGCGGCGGGGGGCUCAGGGCAGCCACAGGGCACAUGGUACACUCCCACAGGGCACAGGCACCCUCCCGCUCUGUCUGAGGUCUCUCUAGGUGCCUGGCCCUCCGUCCCCAGGGCCACGCCCCAAGGCCCUGUGUAGUGCCCCAGUUUCUCCUCUCCCGGUCACACCAGGCCAGAGCAGGCAGGCAGUGUCCCUUUUCCUGGCCAGAGGUGGAGCUUCCUGUGUCCUGGAACUUGGUGUCCAGCCCCACCCGGGCCUGGUUCCCGAAAAGCUCCAGUUUCUACCAAGCUUGGGUUCAUCCCUGCUUCUCGAGAAGCAGGGCCCAUGGAGGUCCCUGCCCACCCCAUCCACCCCCUAGAGUUGCUGCCAAUAAAUCUCUCAAGGCCAACAGCUGUCAACAGCCCUCAUGAUGGCUCCUUUAAUGUGUCUAUUCCUGCCCUAGAAAGGAGACCUGGAUUCUGACCUCCAAGGCCAACUCGAGACUCUCUAGUCCUCCACUGGCCUGGAAGGGAGCAGAUGAGGGACCCAGCAUGGGGGAGGCCAGAGUGGAGCCAAGGUUUUGAAUGAGGAGAGUCAGAUGGGGUUUCUGGAAGAUAAAACUUUGCACUUGGGCUUUGAAGGAUGCAUAGGAGUUUGAUGCAUUGUAACACCCUCCAGAUGCCUAUGACUACCCAGAUAUUGAUGAAUGUCACCUAGGUUUUAUAGCAACGUGGGAGGCAAGUGAUAGUCUCCAGAGGGAACAAGGCUUUGGAGAUGCUGAGGCCUGUCCACUCCCACAGUUGUCAGUCUGAUGCUGGAUUUGAACCCUGGUCACUAGGGACAGAGAUAUGGAUGGUGCCAGGUGACCAAGUCCUUUAGGUCAGGGAGCCAGGCCAGUUCCUCCCCAAGGGACCUCACCACCCCUGUGCCCCAGACACCCUCCACACACUGCCCACCCCUGCGCAGGGCCCGGGUGUGGGCUCCAGCUGGGGCCUCCACAGGGGGCACUGCUUCUCCCACGACCACUGCCGCCCCUUCUGCGGGAGCGCCCCUCCCCCUGGGCGCGGUGACCUCAUUUCUCUGAUUUACGGAUCGCUCCUCGGUGGCCACGCCUCGCCCUCCCCACCUGCCUGCCAGAGCCCUUGCUUUGUCUCUCUGCAGCGGCCCGGGGCGGGGUGGGGGUGGGGAGUCUGGUUCUGGGGUGUCCGGACACCUCGGUCCUCGGUACAGAAGGACCCAACCUUUAGGUCUGCAAGGGGCAUGCUGGUCUCCGGUCUCCGACCCCUCCAGGCCCAGCACUGCCCGCGCUGCCUCCUGGGACCCCCGUCGCCUGCCCAGGCCUCUGUUUCUCCGCUGGGAGAGAAAUCAGGGUGUGAUCCGGAGCAGCGUGGCGGGCUGGGGCUGCCCCUGGGCGUGGGGUUGUCAUCUCUGGCCCUGAUCGCGCCCCUCCUCUCCCCAGCCUCAGUUUCCCCAUCUGUCCAAGUUCAUUCUUAAGUCUCCCCUAGGAAAUUGGGGCGCAGCGGGGCAGCCGCCGCAAGGAUCUUGGAGCUGAAACAUCGCUCCGCCCCAAGCCCCCCCAAGCGCCAGGUCGCGAAGGGCCGGGGUCCCAGGGGCGCAGCCCCCCGCG